Messenger RNA from Hypanus sabinus (Atlantic stingray), 1030 nucleotides. It is a transcript of the gene mrpl27, whose product is annotated as mitochondrial ribosomal protein L27. Gene Ontology annotation, cellular component: mitochondrial large ribosomal subunit; ribosome. Gene Ontology annotation, biological process: translation. Bases 1 to 546 code for a protein of 181 amino acids. The record is from RefSeq and is a predicted model, not a curated record. Gene Ontology annotation, molecular function: structural constituent of ribosome. The transcript has 4 exons. Lineage: Eukaryota; Metazoa; Chordata; Chondrichthyes; Myliobatiformes; Dasyatidae.
AUGCGCAGAGCGAAACGGCCGCCUUCGCCCUACGCGCGGGGCGCCAAACGGACGCAUGCGCAGGGCCGCGGCUGUUGGGGGAUGCGGGCCGGGGUGAUGGCGGCCCUCAUGUACUGGAGCCGGGGGGCGACUUGCACUCCAGCCGGAUUUUUGACUUUUCCACUGACCACAGUUACUGCCUUGAGAUAUGCAUCCAAAAAGGCAGGAGGCAGUUCAAAAAAUCUGGGGGGCAACAGCCCAGGUCGACGUUAUGGAUGGAAGAAGGCAGAUGGGGAUUUUGUUCAUACAGGUAACAUUCUGGCAACUCAGCGCCUGAUUCGCUGGCACCCAGGAGCAAAUGUAGCAAUGGGUCGAAACAAAACUCUUGUUGCUCUUGAAGAUGGCACUGUGUGUUAUACAAAAGAGGUCUACAUCCCUCCUCCUCGCAGCUUAGAGGCUAUAAAAGUAAUCUCUCGCCUCCCUAAGGGGGCAGUCCUCUACAAGACGUUUAUUAAUGUAGUCCCUGUCAAGCAGGAAGGUUACUUUAAGCUUGUAGAUUUGCUUUGAUCCUGUGGAAAGGGUAUAUUACAUAGCAGGCUGGCUGGAGAGGGCAAAGUUUGGUCAUUGUCCUGUCUGGGAAGGGAACACUUUCUUCUGACAACUUUUCCUUCUGGCCCUCAAUAUACUGUUGAAACUAACAGCAGGCGAGAAGGCUACCAGAUGGCUAACUAUUGCAUCAAAGGUGGUUUGUUGACAAGGGCUGUCCGGUUAGCCACUUUUUCAAGCUUUUUAACUCAGCCUUGUACAUGUUUAUUUAACUUUUGACAUGUAACUAUUUUAUCAUGGAGCAAUACUACUUUAGUCCAGACUCUCAACCACACUUUUUGACAAGGGUCACUUGAUCAAAAGGGAAAAUGUAAACAUAGAAUAGCUUCUUGGCUGAAGUCAGCCAGCAUCAUCUGCUCUGUAUACCUUAUUGAAACUGAUCCCAUUUUGAUUCCUCUCCAUAUGUGACUUUCAUAUCUUUAAUAAAUGUUUUCUUUAAAUUCCA